Myiozetetes cayanensis is the source of this 5676-nucleotide messenger RNA. It is a transcript of the gene IKZF5, whose product is annotated as IKAROS family zinc finger 5. The transcript is spliced from 6 exons. Gene Ontology annotation, biological process: regulation of transcription by RNA polymerase II. The record is from RefSeq and is a predicted model, not a curated record. Lineage: Eukaryota; Metazoa; Chordata; Aves; Passeriformes; Tyrannidae. Gene Ontology annotation, molecular function: DNA-binding transcription factor activity; RNA polymerase II cis-regulatory region sequence-specific DNA binding. Bases 269 to 1528 code for a protein of 419 amino acids.
GGGGCCGGUCCGGGCCGGGGCAGGCACAACAAACAUGGCGGCGGCGGGAGGCGGGAGCGGCGCGGGGCGGCCGCGGAGACACCAACAAAUGGAACACAAAUUAACUUAAAGCCUACAGGGGGCUGGUGACACCUGAAGGAAGGGAAAGUGGAGAAGCUGUGCUCUGUGCUUUUUAGCUGGUGUGUUGGGAGUACAUUUUGGAGCAUGUUUGCCACUUAGCAGGGAAGUGAAAUUCAGGCACAAGGGGCUGUAAAUGUAAAGAGCCAAUAUGGGGGAGAAGAAGGCAGAACCACUGGACUUUGUGAAGGAUUUUCAGGAAUAUCUCACCCAGCAGACUCACCAUGUCAAUAUGAUUUCUGGAUCGGUUACUGGCGACAAGGAAGUGGAGACUCUCCAGGGAGCUGGGACAGAAGGUGAUCAGAAUGGUCUGGACCAUCCCUCUGUUGAAGUUUCGCUGGAUGAAAACUCAGGAAUGUUGGUGGAUGGGUUCGAAAGGACGUUUGAUGGAAAGCUGAAGUGUCGAUACUGCAACUACGCCAGCAAAGGAACAGCUCGGCUCAUAGAGCACAUCAGGAUUCACACAGGUGAGAAGCCGCACAGGUGCCAUCUGUGCCCCUUUGCCUCGGCCUAUGAGCGUCACCUGGAGGCCCACAUGCGAUCCCACACCGGGGAGAAGCCCUACAAGUGUGAACUGUGCUCCUUCCGCUGCAGCGACAGGAGCAACCUGUCCCACCACCGGCGGCGCAAGCACAAGAUGGUGCCGAUCAAGGGUACGAGGUCUUCCCUGAGCAGCAAGAAAAUGUGGGGGGUUUUGCAGAAGAAGACCAGCAAUUUGGGGUACAGCAGAAGAGCGUUAAUUAAUUUGAGCCCGCCUUCCAUGGUGGUGCAGAAACCAGACUACCUUAAUGACUUCACCCACGAGAUCCCAAAUAUCCAGACUGAGGCGUACGAGGGCAUGGCAAAAACGACCCAGAGCGGAGGGUUGCCGAGAGAUCCACAAGACCUCAUGGUGGAUAAUCCUUUGAACCAGCUCUCCACCUUGGCUGGACAGUUGUCCAGCUUGCCACCUGAAAACCAAAAUCCAGCCUCUCCUGACGUUGUUUCCUGUCAGGAUGAAAAGCCUUUCAUGAUCCAGCAGCCUGCUGCACCUGCGGUAGUUUCAGCUGUGUCAGCCAAUAUUCCUCAGAACUCAUCUCCAACCAGCCCAGACCCUCGGCCUCCACAAAAUCAAAGGAACUAUAGCCCCGUGGCCGGGCCCAGCAGCGACCGCAGCGCCCACACCAGUACUCCCAGUAUAAGUAACAGCCAGCCGAGCACUCCGGCUCCAACCCUCCCAGUCCAGGACCCUCAGCUUCUGCAUCACUGCCCACACUGUGACAUGUACUUUGCAGACAAUAUCCUUUACACAAUUCACAUGGGGUGUCAUGGGUUUGAAAAUCCUUUCCAGUGCAACAUCUGUGGGUGUAAGUGUAAAAACAAGUACGACUUCGCUUGCCACUUUGCAAGAGGCCAACAUAAUCAACAUUGACUGAGACGUGCUUUGGUUUAGUUUUUUAACAUAUUACAGUCUAUUUUUCAUACUUGCUGAUGGAAAGCUUGCACAUUCCCAUAUGGAAUAGUCACAUUAGUCAAUUUGACAAAGGAGGCGAAUUUAUUUCCAUGUUGUUGUAAAACUUGCCAGGGAAAUUUCGUGUAGGAUUUGGUUGUUAUUUUAUACGUAGCCUUUCCAAAAAAGCCAAGAGUGCUGUCAGGAUUGGAAUGCAUUUACAUGCCAUGGUUGCUAAAUUUAAGUUGCUUGCACUUAAAUCCCAAUAAACAUUCUGCAAAUGGAGAAGCAGAGCACGUGUCCUGAACCAUAGGAUGUCAUUACCAGCGUAUUUACUAGGCUGGACAAGCCACAUUAUCCAUAAAUUAUGAAAGGUUAAUGCAGUGACAAAUCAAGUAGUGACAGGACAAAGACUGAGAGAGGACAGGGUUAGAUUGGAUAUUUGGAAGAAAUUCUUCCCUAUGAGGGUGGGCAGGCCCUGGCACAGGUUGCCCAGAGAAGCUGUGGCUGCCCCAUCCCUGGAAGUGUCCAAGGCCAGGUUGGAUGGGGCUUGGAGCAACCUGGGCUGGUGGAAGGUGUGUCCCUUUGGAAUUAAAUUAUCUUUAAGGUCCCUUCCAACCCAAACCAUUCUAUGAUUCUAUAUGGCUACUUUGGAGACAUCCUUAUCCUUAAAAACUUGGCUACUCUAAACCUGGAAAGCAAACAGAAGCAACUUUCACAUACAGAUUCAAUUUGAUGUAAAAGUUGCUUUAAUCCAAUGAAGGUUUAUAAUAAUUUUCUCUUUAGUAGCCUACAUUCUUCAUUCUAGGGCUCAAACACUAACUAUUUUAAAAAGUCAUCACAAAACUAGAAGGUUUUUGUGGGUUAUUGUGAAUAAAACUCUGGUAGGAAAAAAAAGGAGUUAAAAGCUUGUCAUUCAUGAGUUAUACAAACAAAAAAAUUAAACAGGAUACCUUAUUUUAACCUACACUUACCAAAAUUUACAUCUUUUUCAGAGGAGGUAAUUUUUAAACAGACAUAAUAAAGAGCUUGUAGAGCUAAUAUAUAUUCUGUGAGACACUUCUAGCUGCCUUAAACUAAUUUGUACAGAUAUUUAAAAUUUGCACAAUUAGGCUUCUGUCUUGCUGACAGGAGUGCUAAUAGGAACAAGCAAGAGGUUUACAAAUUAAAACUCCUUUGUUCAGUUUGAUGUUGGGCCAGGCUACAACUGAGAGGUUGCCUGUGUGUUUUGAGAGUUGUAUGAUCAAGUUUAUGGUAAAUUCAGCUGACUUGGAGGUCUCUUUUAUUCCCUCUCCCAGAUUUAAUGUCUUUUUGGGUGUGCUGGAAAUAAGGGGAAGGGCCUCUGGCUUUUCUGAGCUGUCUGUGUAGGAGGCAAAGGAACUACACUGGGCUUAGGGACUUUAGGUAGCAAAUGAUAACUGAAAAUGAUUAUUUUGUUUCAUACUGUACAUCUUAUUUUAGAAGCCCCCAGGGUACUGGACAGGCACUUUAAUAUAAACCAAAAUAAAACAUCUGAGCAAAAUUAAUAAUAACCCUUAAUAGGCUAGAUAGGCAUUUCAGGCAUUAAAAAGAAAAAAAGGAGGAACUGUUACUUUCCCCAUAUUUAGAUGUGCACUUUUACCUUGGUUUGUCUUACUUGAGACAAAUUUAAGCUUCCCUUUCCUAUCAGCAAAUUGGUUGGAAUCUGAAUAGCAAAUGUUUGGCUUAUUCAAAUUUAUGUUGUUAUGGGAGCUAAAACUUCCUGGAGCCAAUGGAGAAACUAACAGUGACUUCAGUGUAAGGUCAAUGCAGGAAAACCCACCUGUUUGUAAAACAGGAUGUAAUUCCAUUUUUCAUCAUUACACUCUUCGUGAUUCCAAAACAUCUCUUUGUUGCUUUAUGCUUUUAAAAUUUAUUUUAUCAGUAAAACUGCAGUUCCUUGUGCAUGGAGAGUCCUUUAUUUUAAGGACUAAAAGCUGACUGAACUGGAACCCAGUUGGAAGUUACUGCUCCUGAACGGGUUUUGUAAGAUGCCUGUUUCAAUCAAAGAGGAGAGGAAAGGUGUGGAUCACGUACUGGCAGAUUCUAAAACCUCCGUUUGGCUAAAAAUACAGCAUUAGGAUGAGAGAAUUAACUGUUGAAGACCUUUAAGAUUAGUAAUUUAUAGAAGUGGUUUUCCUUGUCUUUUUGAUAGAUAAUGCAGUCUGCUAUUCUGAGGCUCCAGCAGCUCCAAGGAAGCUUCUGGAAUGGUGGUGCUCCAGGGAGCACCUGACAGUGCUGAAUGGCACCAGUCACAACAGGCAAGUUCUCCUUGGUUUGUGGCUCCAACCUUUCUCCCUCCUCAGCAGGGAGAUUUGCACACCUCCCAUCUUCCAUGUGCACAAAUGUUUAGGAUUCCCUCCCUCCAUCCCACUGACGUGGUUUCUAAUCCUGUAGGACUUUGGUUGGCAGUGCCUGUGAGCAGUUACAGAGUUUUCUGUGUGUGACAGCUCAUGGUUUGGUGAUUUAGAAACAUGACUUCUGAACCACGAUGCCCUUGGACAAAAGUCAGGAUAGGAAGCUGGCCAGGUCAUUGGGAGUAAGAGGAAGCCUGCAGGAUCUGAUGGAAAAGGGGCCCUCAUUUAGCAGAGGAUCCUCAGUUGUGGAGAAAAUAUGUUUGUAAUGACAGAACUCAGUGUGGGGGGAAAAAAAAAAUCUAACCCCAAAUCUUGCAAAUUGUUGUUUGGAAGGAUUUUAACGCUGCUGCCUGGAUAGCAUUGUUUCUGCUUUGGAAUUCCAAGGGAAAAGGUUAUCUUGGACAUUUAAGAACAGCAGGACAGUGCUAGGAACACUUCCCUGUUUCCUCCUCUCUGCAGGGGGUUCCUGGGCAGCAGCAGCUUUGGUGUUUGUCCCUUGGCUCUUUGCACCCACAUCCCUGGGGUGGAUCCCUGCAUCCUUCACAGAGGGGCACACCAGGAAUAGGAUUCUUUGUGUUUUAUCCUCGUGCUGUUGUGCCAAACAACUCCCUGACACUGCUGUUCCCUUCUCCACUGAGGAGCCUUGCAAGGUGUAUUUGUCCUGGUUUUUUCCUAAAUUGCACAUCCUAUUGACGACAAUCUGAAGACUGGCAAAUUGUUUGAGAGUUUGGUCCUGAUGUUUGCCUUGCACAAGCAGGCCUUACCCAGUCAGUGAGGGAUACUUGGCCAGGAUUCUGGGACCGAGUUCUCAGUCAGAGGGACUUUUCAUAUCAAGUUCUCCACGUGCUACAAUGCAUUAACUUGUUUCUUUUUAAAAAGCAAAAACAAAUCCUCAAAUUAUAAGGCGGUGGGUGAUUAGCAUUUUAUAAACAGGGAAGUUUUGGAAGGAAAUGGAAUUUUUCCAUAGCUUGGUUCUGUUAGGUUCUGUCGUUGCAAAACAUGAAUUUUGUGAGGUUUUUGUUUUUGAUUGUAAGAAAGAGAUUAUUUUAUAGCUUUGUGGACAUUUCAACGUGCACUUGAAACUUGUAGCAACUUGUAGCACUCAGUACAGACUUACUGAGACUGAAUAUUCCCAUAAAUAUUUGAACAUCUUAAUUAUCUCGGUUAAUACUUAAACCAACUGCAAAGCAGCUAAUGGGGAAAAAUAGUUGUUUUUUCACAGACACAUGUUUAGAUGAAGAGGAUUUUGACAUAAAAUGGUGGUUGGCAUUUUAAUAUAAAACUCAGUGCUGGGUGACAUGUUCCAGCAGUGUUCUCCAGCCAAAUAAUCUCUUGCUGUUUGUUUUGUUCCGGACUGUUUGGGAGAGGGGUUGAUUUUUUUGUUUCUUUUUGACGAAGGGAAUGUAAUUUAGAAGUCUUCACUGGCAAGUUUUCUAUUAAUUUUAAGCUUCUUUGAAAAUCUACAGCAAAUGGAUGUUCUGCUGCAGGAAAUCUCUCUCCUGCUGAAGCAUUUUUCAUUGAGCAAUCUUGGUGUACGUGCUUCAGAGUACCUACUUUGUUAAUAAUAUGUAUUUCAGUGUAAAGAGCACAUUUUAUGCAAAAAUUAAACCUGUUAAGAGUUGUAAAAUAAAUUCUAAUGUUAGUGAAUGUUUUGGAGAUGACAAGGUUAAUUCUGGAAUAACUCUUUAUCUGGUGUAGUUCAUGUUGUGAAGCUUUGCUUUUGUAAGAUACGAAUAAAAUAACACUUUCUAAUUA